Nematostella vectensis (starlet sea anemone) is the source of this 1165-nucleotide messenger RNA. Its product is annotated as DNA-binding protein inhibitor ID-2. The transcript is spliced from 2 exons. Bases 218 to 565 code for a protein of 115 amino acids. Lineage: Eukaryota; Metazoa; Cnidaria; Anthozoa; Actiniaria; Edwardsiidae. Gene Ontology annotation, molecular function: protein dimerization activity; transcription regulator activity. Gene Ontology annotation, biological process: cell differentiation; negative regulation of transcription by RNA polymerase II; circadian regulation of gene expression. Gene Ontology annotation, cellular component: nucleus; cytoplasm. The record is from RefSeq and is a predicted model, not a curated record.
UCAAGUUGUUUGCCAGGCCGUCCGUUGUUCGUGCGUGAUUGGUCAGGGUUUGUCAGCGCGUAUACACAGCUGUGCUUCCUUAUACCAGAGUGGAUCUACUCAGUGGCGAUAUAAAACACAGCACAGGAUCUGGGAACGUCAAAUACCAGCACUCUCUUAGCAUCUGCGCUCACCUCUCUCUCAUUCUGCUGACUCCGACUCAACGCCAUUCGCGAACAUGAAGCCACAAUCCAAGCCGACGGAUUCAAAAUUCGAGGAAGCUUUACGCGCUACCAUUCGCUCAGCUUCUAGUAUCACUCGUGCCUCCAUUUUCAGUGAAUUCGAGCGAGAUAGUAAUGAUAACAUGAGUGAAUGCUAUGAGAGACUAAAAAACAUGGUUCCUAAUGUGCCAGUAGGAAGAAGAAUCUCUAAAGUCGAGAUUUUGCAGUAUGUUAUUGACUAUAUAUUGGAUCUCCAAACCGCGCUGGAGAAUCAGACAGCAAAUAGAAGAAGGCGCCGGAGUAACCGGGUUAACAGGAGUCCUCUGAGCACGAUUUCACUUAACGAGGACAUCGAAAAGGCGUGAUCCGUGAAGUCUGGCGUAUAUCAGCCGCCACUAACCAGCUCCCAUUGAUGGUGUCAAGCCGAGAUCCCGGUGGCAGGGGAAGGAGACGUUGUGAGAUACGGAAUAGCUCCUUUUGCCCUCGGGACAAACCGGCAUUCAAGGAAAUACUUUAAUGUAAAUCAUGACAAAAUAAUCUUCUAUCACAAUAUCAAUUUUAUUGUUUCCUUCUAUAAAAGGUCCCCCAAGAUGUAACUUGAAGUGAGAGUGGAACCUCUUUAUAGUUCAGUUUUAAGACUUCCCCAAGAUGUAACUUGGAAUGAGAAUUGAACCUUUUGAUAGUUCCGUUAUAAGAACAUUAGCGGUCCACUAAGUUAAGUACCAACUGGUCUGCACACGUGUACAAGUAGUUGGACAUUUGGUAGAGUUAUCAGGCAGUCAGAAGUGGGCUUUUCUGCGCUCAAACGAGAGAGGAUUAACCCAGCAAUGUACCGUACCCCCGAUAGAUGAUGGAGAAAUCGCACCAAGGAUGCUCGCAUGACGGACACAUCAAAUGCUACAAUGACUGUUGCACAUGGUUCUUAAAGUGUACAUAGUUUGGCAUAAAAUUUAUAAUUUUGGGUA